Bipolaris victoriae FI3 is the source of this 537-nucleotide messenger RNA. RefSeq lists its product as hypothetical. The transcript is spliced from 3 exons. The coding region runs from base 1 to 537 and encodes 178 amino acids. NCBI's taxonomy places the organism in Eukaryota, Fungi, Ascomycota, Dothideomycetes, Pleosporales, Pleosporaceae. Gene Ontology annotation, cellular component: membrane. Gene Ontology annotation, molecular function: transferase activity, transferring alkyl or aryl (other than methyl) groups. The record is from RefSeq and is a predicted model, not a curated record.
AUGUGGAUCGCGGCUUUCCAUUGCAACACUCUUGUUUGCACCAUUGCAUAUACAGCCGCCAUCACGAUUUACAAUGAAGGCGGAUUUGCUGCUUUUGCCAGUUUGAAGAGUGUCAUUGGGGCUUUCGGCCUGAUGUGCAAGUGUUGGGGAACCACAGUUACUUUUGCCAACGGGGAAGAUUUGCAUGGCAAGAAAGCCCUGGCGAUUCUCAUUUUCGGUCUCAUUUUUUCAACUACUGGGCACGCACAGGAUUUCCGUGACCGGUCAGCAGAUGCAGUCAUGGGGAGAAAGACGAUACCGUUGGUGCUUUCUCAACCCAUAGCCAGGUGGUCGCUUGCUGUCUUGAUCGCGGCGUGGACAGCAGGGCUGAUUAUUUUUUGGCAACCUCCCAUGGUUGUCAGUAUCGCCUUUACCAUUCUUGGGCUUCGAACAUUAGGCGGCUACCUAAGGAGUUAUGAGGAGAAAGACGAUUCCGUGUCGUAUGUUUACUACGGGGUAAGAUUGUUCUUUGAGGCUAAAACAGCGAAGAAAUACUAA